This is a messenger RNA of Carya illinoinensis, 1459 nucleotides long. Its product is annotated as protein SODIUM POTASSIUM ROOT DEFECTIVE 1-like. The transcript is spliced from 3 exons. Gene Ontology annotation, molecular function: metal ion binding. Bases 248 to 1144 code for a protein of 298 amino acids. The record is from RefSeq and is a predicted model, not a curated record. Lineage: Eukaryota; Viridiplantae; Streptophyta; Magnoliopsida; Fagales; Juglandaceae.
CGCAUCAAAGACACUAGAAAUUCUCUCAUUCCCAGACAUCAUUGAAUGAAACACAGCAGGGUACUCUCUCUCUCUCUCAAUGUUAAAAGAAGAAGAACCAACUUUUUCUUGGAUGAAUACAGAGUGAUCCCCUUUGUGUAGUCUCUCUCUCUCUCUCUCUCUCUCUCUCUCUCUCUCUCAAUCAUAUGCAGAUUCCAUAAACCACGAGUACUCCUCUGUGUGUGUGUGUGUUAUCGUUAUCCAAAAGAUGAAAAGAAGAGAUAUCUUCUGUGCAUCUCAAGCCUCAACAGCUAUAUGUCUGAGCAUGGAGCAAGCAUCCUCCUGCUCCUCUUCUUCCACCAUUAAACUCGGCGGCAAAACCAUCGACCGCCAUAACCCCAUCAUUGGAGAUUCAAGAAGAAGCGCCAGAGCUCUCUCCGCUCCAUGCGCUUCUCAGCUGCCGCCCAUCGAUCCCAAACCUUACCACCAGCUCCAAAACCAAAAGACCAAGAAAAUCUCUUCUUCGAAGCCAAGAGACCAACGCACGAAAAUCUCUUCCAAGACAAGUGAUCAAAAGAAGAAGAAUAGUACUGUAACCAAGCCGAAUGAUCACCUUAUUAACAAGAACUCUCCUCAUCUGCAGGCAGCUGAUAUUAUACGGAAGAUCUGGGGUAAACAGGAUGAUUUAAUCGGUACUCCUGCUUCGUCGAGAUAUUUGUUGAGCGACACUGCAUACUUCGAUGGGUUGUCGGAUUACGACCCGGUCUUCUCGUUGGUUCCGGUUGCAGAAAAGAAGAAGACUCCAGCUGUAAAUGAUCAAGAUGAAUCCUCUGUUUCAAAACCUGCCUCUUCGUCUUCUCGCCCAAAAUCUCCUUCGUCCGAUCAGGUUGUGGUCUUGAGGGUGUCACUCCACUGCAAAGGCUGUGAAGGAAAACUGAGGAAACAUCUAUCUAGAAUGGAAGGAGUGACGUCCUUCAACAUAGACUUUGCAGCGAAAAAGGUGACAAUUAUGGGGGAUGUGACCCCGUUAGGCGUCCUGGAAAGUGUAUCAAAGGUGAAGAAUGCACAGUUUUGGCCAGCUGCAAUUUCAUCUACUUCCGCUUCUGCUGCUGCUGCAAAUGGUCAACUAAUGUGGAAAUCAAGAAAUAAAGAAAGCUUUACCUGAAUGAGAAAAUCUAAAAAUUCCGCUUUGGGUUGUGUGAGAAUUAAUUUAGUGUAAAAAUCCCAGUCUUAAGCAUAGGCACAAGAACAAGAAUCUCUGCCAUUUAUUAGAGUAGUGAAGAAGAGAAAGUGGUGCCGGAGAGAGCCCACUGGGUUAAUUCUGUCCUCCACUCGUUAUGCUGCACAUGAGGGGUUUUACACAUUUAUAACUCUCUGUUUGUAUGAAAAGAGUGAGUCUUUUCAGGUAUUCUAAUUUAUAAUCAAAUCAAAAGUAUGCGAGUUCUAGGGCCUUUAUACCUAAAGAAAUUUAUCCUUGAAA